AUGCCGAGUCUCUUUUCCCGCCUGAAAGGCAGAGACGGCAAAUCCAAAUCUAAGAAAGGCGCGCUCGACCAACUCGCCCAGCAGCCGCCAAAACCACGAUGGGACGACGCGUGGGCGCGCAAAACAAUCGACCCUGAGGAAGUCCAACAAUUGCUUCGAUUCUGCACCGAAGAGCUCAAGGCGCGAGCUCUCGAUCUUCCAUUCCUCUUACUCCCGUUUCGCCCGACCUCCGACCCGAGCGCCGUCCGUACUUUUGUGCGACACUUUUUCGACGGUAAAGAUGGCGGUCAACUGCUUCGAGGGGAGGCUCUGGCCCACGAGCUGCGAAUGACGGAGCCAAUGGUCAUUGCGGGCGUGGUCAAAUGGUGUUGGAGCAGACUCCAGGGCGGCGUCGUUGGCUGGGACUCCUACGAGCUUUUCAAGGUCGGAGAACAUGACUCGCAUCUGGCCAGAGAUUCGUUUAAGACUUUUAUCCCCCUCAGUGUCGACAACGACUCUCGUGUCAAGAUCAUCUUCGAUUUCUUCGACCUUCUCGCGGCAAUCGCCGCCCACAGCAAGUCUAACGGGUUUGGAGGACGCAAGCUCUCCCGCAUGGCAGCCUGGUGGGCGUUCGAGCCUAAUGAUAACGGCAAUGGGUUUGAGGGCGGGUACAAGUCCUUGGACAGCGCCGCGGACGCCACAAGCCAUUUGUUCUUCGCUUAUCUGCGCUCUCUCGCCCCUGAGCCGGUCCAGGGCGGCAUCUCGCUCCUGCCCAUGUCGCUGCAGAAGCUACUCCAAGAGACCGAAUACCCACCGCAGAGACCGGCGCUCAUGCAAACAUCGACGAACAGGGUUGCCAUGAUUGUCGACACCGUCUCGCCUACCCCGUUCACCCUGCUCCGAAGAGCCAACCAUUUCCAAUACCGCGAAGAAGACCGGGCGCUCCAGGAAUGGUCCGAGUACGAGGAUCCAAUCCAGGCUUUGACGGAAGAGUGCCGCAGAGUUCUCAGGGCGAUUGCUGCGGCCAACCAGUCGCAAGCUGUUUCGAGUUCGAAGCAUUCCACUAGCCUUCGUGACGCUUCUUGGUCUCGGUUCGAGGAUAUCGGCUUCGCAAGCGCGCUGGAGGAAGACGAGAUGGACGAUGACGCGCUCGCGAAGCGCCGAAUGCAGCAGGGGCUAAGGAAUACGCCCGCUUCUGGUAACGGUGACCUGGGGCGACCAACCACCCCAUCAUGGGCCGAUUUCCUAUCAUCCGGCUUCGUGGAUGAGCGAGGCGCACCGAAUACCCUAUUGCCUCCUGACAAGGUUCUGCCUCCAAUCGACACGGGAACCGCCCGGCAGCGGAGCUCUCAGUCCCACAAGCCGAGACUGGAGACCGAACACCAGUUCGAGCCUGGUGAGUUGGCGAGCAUUGUUCGGUUUGACCUCGAUGACUCCUUCUGGUGGGUGUGGAUGACCAGUCUGGCCCCUGAGGAGACCGCGGAGAGGAAGUCGGCCUUUGGGCGGUGCGCCGUGAUUGAAACACUGAUCCGAACCGGCCGUUGGCUUGUGAUGGAGGAAAUUGUCAAGGGCGCGGCUCCUGAUCCAGAGGAAGGUGCCUACAUCGCAGAGAAGAAGGGCUUUUUCAGUUGGACUCGGCGCGGAAAGGGCCUUAACAGGAGAAAGUCCACCGGAAAGCACGCCCUGGACAAGGAUGGGCAGCUGAAACCAGGCUCUACCAUGGGCUUGAGCAAGACGAGCAUUGGGCCCGAUCAGCAAGCCAGAAUCCAGGCGGCAGCGCUUCAGCUUCACAGGCAGGAACAGCAGCAGAAGUCAUCGCAACAGGUCCAGGAGCGGCGGGGAAGGAAAGACGCCGACUACUUGGCCGAGAAGACUAACAGCGUCUUCACGCUUCAACCAAGCAUCCUCAGCGAGGCGUCUCCGGCUGUCAAGUGGGCCAGCAAGUAUGACAAGGAAGCGAUAAGAGACGCUUACCUUGCCAACACGAGUGCCGGCCGUGGUGUCAGCACAACUUCGCUCGCCAACGGACACGCCACGCCCACGACAGGUGAGCAGGAGCAGCGCCCGGAAUUGCCCCCGAAGAUGCCUUUGUCGCCCGCAGGGCCGGACCCGAUUGUGACCACUGGCUCGUCUUCGGUCCCCCGUCGUAACGAGACACCGACCCCCCAGACACCGAAGCGGGAAGACAAGGAAUUGGAGGUGCCCAAGGAGGUUCACCCGGCAGAGCGAGUGCACAGCCCAGUACCACCGUCGAAGGAGCAGGCGAGCAUGGAGCUGGCACGAGAGCAGAUGGUCUCCCCCGAACCUCUCAUAGGCCCCGACGGCCAGAAGCAAAAGAAGCUUCACAAGGACGUGGCCAAGGUUGGUGCCGGCGGCGGCUUGAAGAAGUUGUUCAGCCGCAAGAACAGGAGUUCGAAGUUGCCCGAGAACGCCGCAGAGCAGCUCAAGUCGUUCACUGCUGCCACCGAGGCUUCUGCUCCUCCGGCCGUGCCGGAAAAGGCUGCGCAGCGGGAGCAAGCCCGGGCCGACCCGCCCAAGGAGCAGCCUGCUGUUUUGCAGAAGCCUCAGGCCGUUCCGGCCCGCGUCCCGGUCCCCGCUGAGUCUCCUGUCUCGCCUGUUUCGCCGGUUUCGCCACCUCCUGCGCCGGUGGCUGCUCCGCAAGCUACCGCGCAGCGCGCUCCCGAAGCUGCUCCUGUCUCCGAGUCACCCCUUCCUCAGGAUGUCUCGCCCGUGAGCCCGAGGGAUGCUGCCGCCGGGAAGGAGGAGGUCUCCCGCUUUAACCAAGGACCCCUCCUUGACCAGCCCGCCUUCGUGCCCGACGAAGCGGAAGAGGAUGAUGCCGUUCCCCCUCCCAUUGCCAGGCGCUCCCCUCGCAACCCGUCGCCAGUGCCGCAGCAACCCGAGGAAGAGGAGGCAGCCCCGCCCCCGGCGCCGGUGGCUCUUGCUGUCGACCCGCAAGACCGGUGGGCGCAGAUCCGCAAGAAUGCUGCGGAGCGGGCUGCCUACCGCCAGGCCACGCAACCUGCGAGGUCCUCGGGAGGUCUUGCUGAUGACAGCAGUGAAGAGACGAUCGAGACCCGUGUCGCCCGCAUCAAGGCCAGAGUUGCCGAACUGACCAGCGCCGCCGAGGGAGGCCCUGGUGCUCGCGUGCCGCCCCCGGUCCGUCGCUAG
This is a messenger RNA of Chaetomium fimeti, 3150 nucleotides long. RefSeq lists its product as uncharacterized. The transcript has 6 exons. Bases 1 to 3150 code for a protein of 1049 amino acids. The record is from RefSeq and is a predicted model, not a curated record. NCBI's taxonomy places the organism in Eukaryota, Fungi, Ascomycota, Sordariomycetes, Sordariales, Chaetomiaceae.